AUGGUGCUGAUGAAUAGCCUGCAGGUCAUUCUUCAAACCUCUGCAUGCAAAUCACUGGGGAGAAAGUUCCAGAUUCCAAGAUCUGUGCCAGUGAGGGCCUGCAGCCUCUACACCUGCACUUACAGAACCCAAAGCGAACCUGUGAUUACAGUAAUCAAUGGCUGUCAAUGCAAAUUGCUCUUUGCUUUUAUCUCAAGCAGCAGACACUCAGCGACCCCUUCUCUUGGCCAGGACACCCUGGUGGAAUUUGGGUCAUUCGACCCUGGCUGCCUGAUGCCCAGCUGCCCAGAUUACUGGACCUACUUGGGGUCCCUGACUACCCCGCCACUCUACAAGUCCAUCACCUGGAUCACUAAGAAGCAGCCUGUAGAGGUGGACAGUGAUCAGGUUCAUUCUGUCCACAUUUUUGUAUGA
Messenger RNA from Manis javanica (Malayan pangolin), 414 nucleotides. NCBI's taxonomy places the organism in Eukaryota, Metazoa, Chordata, Mammalia, Pholidota, Manidae. The record is from RefSeq and is a predicted model, not a curated record.